AUGGAGUGGCUCAGUCUAUGGAAGAUCCUAAGCGCACUCUUCAAUAUGAUACUCGACGUGACUCAAUUCUGGAGAGAUAAACUGCUAUCAUGGUGGCACUCCAAAUCCCCCCGAGACCGGCUCUUCCACACAUUAUCCAACGCGCAAAGCUACGAAGAAUGGGAAGAAGCCGCCUUCGAGCUCGACGAGCUCCUCAGCAAAGACCUCUGGCGCCAGAACCCCGUCAGUCGGCACUACGAUUAUAGACUAAUCCUCGGAAGACUAGAAGCGCUGAUGAGCGCACGGGAAUGCGAAGACAUCCUCACGCUAGUGAACCUACUACGCUCAGGACUCGUCCGGAACCUGGGAAAUAUCACAUCGACGAAAUUGUUCACUCAUGCGUAUGCAGGGACGAAAUUGCUGAUCGAUGAUUACAUCACACAGGUUGCGCUUUCGAUACAGUAUGUAACGGGAGUGCAGCCUACGCAUGCGAGUGGGUUUACGUCACAGGCGAAACUUGAGUUACUGCACGAUACGCGACAGGCGUUUGGGCGGACGACGCUAUUACUUCAGGGUGGAUCUGCGUUUGGUCUUUGUCAUCUGGGUGUUGUGAAGGCUUUGCAUUUGCAGGGGUUGUUGCCGCGGAUUGUGACUGGGACUGCCACGGGGGCGUUGAUUGCUGCGCUUGUGGGGAUUCAUUCUGAGGAUGAGUUGUUGCCGUUGCUUGAUGGGGAGGGGAUUGAUCUUUCUGCGUUUGAGCGGAGGAAGAAGGUUAAUGGGGCGGAGGGGAAUUCGGAUUCUUCAUGGUUGGGGACGUUUUAUCGUCGUAUGAGACGGUUGUUUAAGAAAGGGUAUUUGUUUGAUGUUGCUGUUUUGGAAGAAUGUGUUAGGGCGAAUGUUGGGGAUUUGACCUUUGAGGAGGCUUAUGCGCGCUCGAAGCGUAUUUUGAAUAUCACCGUUGCGACGACGGGGAAGAACGGGACGCCGAACCUGUUGAAUUAUCUCACGGCACCGAAUGUGCUUAUUUGGUCUGCUGCUGUGGCAUCCAACGCAUCGUCCCCUGCCGCUCUUUAUUCCCCCGUCACUAUCUACUGCAAAGAUGAAACAGGGUCGAUAGUCCCUUGGCCACAUACGCAAGAUGCCAUCUUCCGUCCUUGGCGACAAGUCAACUACAAUGACGGCGAAUCGCCUCUUUCCCGCAUCUCAGAGCUCUUCAAUGUGAACCACUUCAUCGUCUCACAAGCCCGGCCAUACCUUGUCCCAUUCUUGCGCUCAGAGCUCAACCUCUUAGAUAGGCGACAGACAGGCUGGAACAACCUUUCUCGUUCAGCAAUGCGGCUUAUCAUCGUGGAAAUCCGUCAUCGAUUCCGGCAACUGGACUACUUGGGCCUACUCCCUUCACCGCUGAACAGGCUUCUCAUCGACGAAACGAUCCCGGGCCCCAACCUGACGCUCGUCCCGGAUCUAAGCUUCUGGGAUAUCCGAAAAUUGUUCCAGAGCCCGACGAGAGAGCGCGUUGCAGAGUGGUCGCUUAAAGGGGAGCGUGGGGUGUGGCCCGCCGUGAGCGCGUUGAAAGUUAGAGAGGCUGUGGAAAUUGAGCUGGAUCGGGGAUAUCAACUUGUGCGGAGGCGGAGGCCUAGUGAUGCCUCGGUACCUGUGCCUAAACAACCUAAUCUUAUGAAUGAGGGGGUUCCUCGGAGGAGGAAGGGGAGUGAUAAUGAGGAGGGGAUUCUUGCUGAUCGGGAAUGA
Molecule: messenger RNA, 1728 nt
Organism: Penicillium brevicompactum
Lineage: Eukaryota; Fungi; Ascomycota; Eurotiomycetes; Eurotiales; Aspergillaceae
Product: triacylglycerol lipase family protein
Exons: 4
Coding region: 1-1728 (575 amino acids)
Biological process (GO): lipid metabolic process
Molecular function (GO): triacylglycerol lipase activity
Source: RefSeq, a predicted model, not a curated record